UUAAAUUUCAUCUGUCAGUUAAAUCUUUUGAUGAUUUUCAUACGCCGUCUGUAUAUGGUGAAUAAAUGCAAACUAUUUCAGGGCUCAUUUUACAUCGACUGUUUAGGCAAAUGUAGUCAAAUGCUGUAAAACUGCCUCAGUUAAAGAUGUAAAGUACAUGGCAAAAGGAAAGACUGCAAACAUCACCGUUUUCUUUGGCGUCUUGAACUGUCUGAUGCCAAGGUUCGAAUUUAACAUAAAGUAAUUCUAAAAACGUUCUUUAUUUCUACACACAACUUUGUUAACUUCUGUUGCAGAAGUAAGCUAAGAAUAAUGGGAAACUUUCAGUACCUCUCUUUGUUGAUAGCGGUGGCUAUCUUUAAGUGUGAGGGUAAAAAACAUGUCAGCAUUUCUGAAACUCUCAGUUACAAGUAUGUCAAACACGACUGGAUGGAGAAAAUAGAAGAUAACAAGCUUCUAUCAGCUAUAUCGAUCCCUGGAACACACCAAAGCAACAAAUACUUGAAAACAUCCACACCUUUGUUUCAAGCAUGGGGACUGCACAACCAACUGGACGCAGGCAUUCGUUUUUUUGAAAUGCACGUGUCUUCCGACAGCAUCAAGUAUGUUGAGACCGGAAACGUCCAGGAAACAGAGACCCUUAAGUAUGUUCUGAAAACUCUGCUGACGUUUCUUGUGAAACAGAAGAAGGAGACAGUGUUGCUUAGAGUGACUCCAGAUGAGGGUGCUGUUGCUCAAGUCAUAGAAGUAUUAAGUCGUCCUGACUGGCCUUUGUGGAGAGACAAAGAGAUUCCAACAAUUGGCCAGGUGAGAGGCAAGAUAGUCUUGAUUCAGAGUUCAACAUUACAAUUAGGACUUCCUGUUCAUAUAAAAGAACUGGAUGCAAACACGGAUACAAAAGAAACGCAAAUGAGACAAAAUAUCAAGUCCGCUUCAGAAGAGUGUGAUCAUGAGCUGAGGCUCACAUACACUGGGACCAAAGGAGGAUCAGAGGAGCCCCUAGAAAUUGCAAAAACACUGAAUAAACAAGUUGAUGAUUAUCUGCUUGAUCUAAAGGGGGACACCAAUAGACCACAUUGUGUAGGUAUAAUUGCUAUGGACUUCCCUGGUCCAAAGGUCAUCCAAACAAUCAUUGAGUUUAAUGGGAAAUUAGGAGAGGAGUCACAGAUAGUAGGUGACAUGGGCAGCAAUGAAGAUGUUGCUCUACCCGAUUCAUCCUCUUCAGAUGAGCAAAAUCAACAAGAUGAAUCUCAGUCCACAGACGGGGAAUCAUCAAAUGACGAACAGCCAGCAGAAGAUGGAGGAACUCCUCCAACAGGGGAUGAAUCUCAAUCGUCAAAUGACGAACAGCCAGCAGAAGAUGGAGGAACUCCUCCAACAGGGGACGAAUCUCAAUCGUCAAAUGACGAACAGCCAGCAGAAGAUGGAGGAACUCCUCCAACAGGGGACGAAUCUCAAUCGUCAAAUGACGAACAGCCAGCAGAAGAUGGAGGAACUCCUCCAACAGGGGACGAAUCUCAAUCAUCAAAUGACGAACAGCCAGCAGAAGAUGGAGGAACUCCUCCAACAGGGGACGAAUCUCAAUCAUCAAAUGACGAACAGCCAGCAGAAGAUGGAGGAACUCCUCCAACAGGGGACGAAUCUCAAUCAUCAAAUGACGAACAGCCAGCAGAAGAUGGAGGAACUCCUCCAACAGGGGACGAAUCUCAAUCAUCAAAUGACGAACAUCCAGCAGAAGAUGGAGGAACUCCUCCAACAGGGGACGAAUCUCAAUCAUCAAAUGACGAACAGCCAGCAGAAGAUGGAGGACCUCCUCCAACAGGGGACGAAUCUCAAUCAUCAAAUGACGAACAGCCAGCAGAAGAUGGAGGACCUCCUCCAACAGGGGACGAAUCUCAAUCAUCAAAUGACGAACAGCCAGCAGAAGAUGGAGGAACUCCUCCAACAGGGGACGAAUCUCAAUCAUCAAAUGAAGAACAUCCAGCAGAAGAUGGAGGAACUCCUCCAACAGGGGACGAAUCUCAAUCAUCAAAUGACGAACAGCCAGCAGAAGAUGGAGGACCUCCUCCAACAGGGGACGAAUCUCAAUCAUCAAAUGACGAACAGCCAGCAGAAGAUGGAGGAACUCCUCCAACAGGGGACGAAUCUCAAUCAUCAAAUGAAGAACAUCCAGCAGAAGAUGGAGGAACUCCUCCAACAGGGGACGAAUCUCAAUCAUCAAAUGACGAACAGCCAGCAGAAGAUGGAGGACCUCCUCCAACAGGGGACGAAUCUCAAUCAUCAAAUGACGAACAGCCAGCAGAAGAUGGAGGACCUCCUCCAACAGGGGACGAAUCUCAAUCAUCAAAUGACGAACAGCCAGCAGAAGAUGGAGGACCUCCUCCAACAGGGGACGAAUCUCAAUCAUCAAAUGACGAACAGCCAGCAGAAGAUGGAGGAACUCCUCCAACAGGGGACGAAUCUCAAUCAUCAAAUGAAGAACAUCCAGCAGAAGAUGGAGGAACUCCUCCAACAGGGGACGAAUCUCAAUCAUCAAAUGACGAACAGCCAGCAGAAGAUGGAGGACCUCCUCCAACAGGGGACGAAUCUCAAUCAUCAAAUGACGAACAGCCAGCAGAAGAUGGAGGAACUCCUCCAACAGGGGACGAAUCUCAAUCAUCAAAUGACGAACAUCCAGCAGAAGAUGGAGGAACUCCUCCAACAGGGGACGAAUCUCAAUCAUCAAAUGACGAACAGCCAGCAGAAGAUGGAGGAACUCCUCCAACAGGGGACGAAUCUCAAUCAUCAAAUGACGAAAAGCCAGCAGAAGAUGGAGGACCUCCUCCAACAGGGGACGAAUCUCAAUCAUCAAAUGACGAACAGCCAGCAGAAGAUGGAGGAACUCCUCCAACAGGGGACGAAACUCAAUCAUCAAAUGAAGAACAUCCAGCAGAAGAUGGAGGAACUCCUCCAACAGGGGACGAAUCUCAAUCAUCAAAUGAAGAACAUCCAGCAGAAGAUGGAGGAACUCCUCCAACAGGGGACGGAUCUCAAUCAUCAAAUGAAGAACAUCCAGCAGAAGAUGGAGGAACUCCUCCAACAGGGGACGGAUCUCAAUCAUCAAAUGACGAACAUCCAGCAGAAGACCAGAAUGACCAACAUGAAUCGAAUGAAUCAUCUUCAAGCAUGCCUGUGAAAAACACCAUAUCCAGAAAAAAAAUUAUUAAAAAGGUAAAUUGCCACAAAGUUCGUGCAAGACCCCGACCAUCUCCUUUACUUUAUUAACAUUAUUAGAAUAAACAUAAUCACUUAACACUUCCACAAUUUAAACUCUAUAAACUACAGCAUAUGUAUCAUAAGCAGCAAUACAUCCUGUCAAUAAAAUACACAAAUACACAGUACAUCACAGUAUUUUG
This is a messenger RNA of Megalobrama amblycephala (Wuchang bream), 3395 nucleotides long. Its product is annotated as basic proline-rich protein-like. The record is from RefSeq and is a predicted model, not a curated record. Gene Ontology annotation, biological process: lipid metabolic process. The transcript has 3 exons. The coding region runs from base 313 to 3264 and encodes 983 amino acids. Lineage: Eukaryota; Metazoa; Chordata; Actinopteri; Cypriniformes; Xenocyprididae. Gene Ontology annotation, molecular function: phosphoric diester hydrolase activity.